This is a messenger RNA of Panthera uncia (snow leopard), 1204 nucleotides long. RefSeq names its product neuropeptide S receptor 1 (gene NPSR1). Lineage: Eukaryota; Metazoa; Chordata; Mammalia; Carnivora; Felidae. Bases 1 to 1125 code for a protein of 374 amino acids. The transcript has 9 exons. The record is from RefSeq and is a predicted model, not a curated record. Gene Ontology annotation, molecular function: neuropeptide receptor activity; vasopressin receptor activity. Gene Ontology annotation, biological process: neuropeptide signaling pathway; positive regulation of release of sequestered calcium ion into cytosol. Gene Ontology annotation, cellular component: cytoplasm; membrane.
AUGCCAGCCAACCUCACGGAGGGCAGCCCCGACUCCAAGGGCUCCAGCGGGACCACGCAGACCCCGGAUGCUUCCCCAGCCCUCUGCACCGAAACGAUGACUUUCACUGAAGUGGUGGAAGGGGAGGAGUGGGGCUCCUUCUACUACUCCUUUAAGACUGAACAGUUGAUAACUCUGUGGGUCCUGUUUGUUUUCACCAUUGUUGGAAACUCCAUGGUGCUGUUCUCUACGUGGAGGAGGAAGAAGAAGUCAAGAAUGACCUUUUUUGUGACUCAGCUGGCUAUCACAGACUCUUUCACAGGACUGGUUAACAUCUUGACAGAUAUCAUUUGGCGAUUCACUGGAGAUUUUAUGGCACCUGAUCUCGUUUGCCGAGUGGUCCGCUAUCUGCAGGUUGUGCUGCUCUAUGCCUCUACCUAUGUCCUGGUGUCCCUCAGCAUAGACAGAUACCAUGCCAUCGUCUACCCCAUGAAGUUUCUGCAAGGAGAAAAGCAAGCCAAGGUCCUCAUCAUGAUUGCCUGGACCCUCUCUUUCCUCUUCUCCAUUCCCACCCUGAUCAUAUUUGGAAAAAGGAAACUCUCUAAUGGUGAAGUGCAGUGCUGGGCACUGUGGCCUGACGACUCCUACUGGACCCCAUACAUGACCAUCGUGGCCUUCCUGGUGUAUUUCAUCCCUCUGACAAUCAUCAGUGUCAUCUAUGCCAUUGUGAUCAGAACCAUUUGGAUUAAGAGCAAAGCCCACGAGACUGUGAUCUCCAACUGCUCCGAUGGAAAGCUGUGCACCAGUUACAACCGAGGGCUCAUCUCAAAGGCAAAAAUCAAGGCCAUCAAGUACAGCAUUGUCAUCAUUCUCGCCUUCAUCUGCUGUUGGAGUCCAUACUUCCUCUUCGACAUGUUGGACAAUUUCAGUCUCCUUCCAGACACCGAGGAGCGCUUCUAUGCCUCUGUGAUCAUUCAGAACCUGCCGGCUUUGAAUAGUGCCAUCAACCCACUUAUCUAUUGUGUCUUCAGCAGCUCCAUCUGUUUUCCCCAUGGGCAGCAAACAUCACGGGAUUCCAGAAUGACACUCCGGGAGAGAACCGCGAGGCACGAGAUGCAGGUUCUAUCCAAGCCAGAAUUUAUCUAGACUCUGGGACAGUAGUAUGGCUAGUCUGAGCCCCAUCAGCAGUGCUGGGUCCGUCUCCACCUUGGGCACGUGCAUGGAA